ACGCUCAUCGUUGAAUUUUGGAUCCGUAAAAAGUUGAAGGAUUACGGUCAAAAUUCAAUUUUCCCCAAAUCGAUCGGCUAUAUGGCCUCCUCAGCGAACUACGUUCUUCUUUGAUUCUUGCUUAAUUGAGCUGGUAAGAAUCCCCUCUUCUUCCAUGUACAUUUCAAUAGAAACUCUGUAGUUGUUAUGUUUCUUCAUCGUCCUUGAUCAUUAAGUAAUUCCCAGGAUUUCGAUUUGUAAAUCGAUUUCCUGAUUAGAACUCCUAAAGAAGAUACAUUUCUAGGGUUUUCUUACAGCUUGAUCAUGUACGUGAUCUGGGUGCUCAUUCAGAAGAUUUGAGAUUAUUUCCGUAUUGAGGGUUUGAUUUGUUCGAACCUUUUCUAAAGCUUAUACAAAGUUCGGUAAUUUAGAGAUAAAAUGUCGUCAGCUGGUGUUAUUGCCAUCCGCCCACUUUGUGACGACUCCAUUUUGCCUUCGUUUCCUGUACAUAACGAAGAAUCGAUUCUGAUUCACUUAGCUAUGUCGGGUUCUGUGGUUCCAAUGAGGGUCUUGGAGUCAGAUUCAAUUGAAUCCGUGAAGCUUCGGAUUCAAGGCUAUAAGGGGUGUGUUGUGAAGAACCAGAAGUUGGUUUGUGGAGGCAGAGUAUUAUCCCGAAGUAAGUCUUUGGUUAGGGACUAUGGUGUUGGUCAUGGGAAUGUGGUUCAUUUGGUUGUCCAGCUUUCCGAUCUCAAAGUGAUCCAUGUGAGGACUUCAUGUGGUCAAGAUUUCACUUUCCAUGUCGAGAAGAAUCGUGAUAUUGGUUAUGUGAAAAAGCAGCUUGCAAAGGAAAAAAUUGACAUCGAUGAACAAGAAAUCUUGUGGGAGGGUAAGCAGCUCGAGGAUGAGAGACUUAUAAAUGAUAUCUGUAAAUAUAACAACGAUGCCGUGAUUCGUUUGUUUGUUAGGAAGUCUGCAAAGAUUCGAGCUACACCUGUACAGAAGAAUUUUGAUCUCACCAUUGUCGCACCACAGUCGAAUGAUUCAAGAGAAUAUGAUCUUGCUGUCAAACAACUUCAACAUGGAGCUAAUGGUAUAGAAUAUUAUGGGUCAGUUGCUAAAGAAGCUGCAAGUAGAAAUCUUUGGUUGGAACCAGUAAUUGUUAACCCAAAGGCUGCAUACCCUUGUGGCCUAUUAGACCUGGUUACCUCUACCAAUGAAGGUUUGAGGAAAGGGAAUUAUCCAAUAAGGUCUUCUGAGGGUACAGGGGGAGCAUAUUUUAUGAUGGAUGCAUCAGGGACUAAAUAUCUAUCUGUUUUUAAGCCGAUUGAUGAAGAGCCUAUGGCUGUAAAUAACCCCAGGGGUUUACCAUUGUCAGUGGAUGGUGAAGGGCUAAAGAAGGGGACAACUGUUGGUGAGGGUGCAUUGAGGGAGGUUGCUGCCUAUAUUUUAGAUCACCCAAAAGGCGGACAUAGGUCUUUCUCUGGUGAACACAAGGGAUUUGCUGGGGUCCCACCUACUCUGUUAGCUAUGUGCUUGCACGAAGGGUUUAACCAUCCAGAUGGUGUAAAGGAGAAGAUUGGGUCGCUGCAGAUGUUCAUGGAAAAUUGUGGAAGUUGUGAGGAUAUGGGUCCUAGUGCUUUUCCUGUAGAAGAGGUACAUAAGAUCUCUGUGUUGGAUAUUAGGAUGGCAAACGCAGAUAGGCAUGCUGGAAAUAUUUUGGUGAACAAAGAGGAAGAUGGUCGAUAUGUGUUGAUUCCUAUUGAUCAUGGAUACUGCCUGCCUGCCAGUUUUGAAGACUGCACAUUUGAUUGGCUCUACUGGCCUCAAGCUCGCCAACCAUUCAGUCCCGAAACUGUCAACUACAUCAAAUCACUGGAUGCUGAGGAAGACAUUGCUCUACUUAACUUUUACGGCUGGAAUUUACCCUCAGGAUGUGCACGCACUUUUCGAAUAUCCACCAUGCUACUCAAGAAAGGUGUGGAGAAAGGAUUCACCCCUUUUUCCAUUGGAAACAUCAUGUGUAGGGAAAACUUGAACAAGAAAUCCGUGAUUGAAGAAAUUGUCCAAGAAGCCGACGAUCUUGUUCUUCCUGGUUCAAGUGAGGCUGCAUUCAUUGAGACUGUUUCUCAGAUCAUGGAUCGCCGUCUGGGUUUAUUUGCCUAACAAAGGUCCAUAGAUGAUAAAAAUUAGUAUAUAACUUCAUUUCUUUUGUGUAUAAGACCUUAUGUGCAUAUGUUUUUGGUACAUAUGUAUAUAUGAGGGUGGAUAUGUCCCAAAAUCCUUCCAAGCAGUUAAAGAAUGAGGUUUUUAAGUUUAAAUAUGUUUAAACAUUUGAUUUGUCCCUUUAUUUGUUUUGUAUUUUGAUUUGUUGCUUUUGGAUUAAGUCUGAAUUUGAGUGGGGUUGAAGACAUUGUUGAAUUCUCGAAAAUAAUAUGUAUGUACCAAAUGCUCCUAAGAAGAACAAAGAACAUAACUUAUAGGAGAUGUUUUAGACUAGAAUCUUGUGGUUGUGUGUGUGUGUAUAUAUGUAUAUA
Cynara cardunculus var. scolymus (artichoke) is the source of this 2513-nucleotide messenger RNA. Its product is annotated as phosphatidylinositol 4-kinase gamma 4-like. Gene Ontology annotation, molecular function: protein binding. The transcript has 2 exons. The record is from RefSeq and is a predicted model, not a curated record. Bases 418 to 2142 code for a protein of 574 amino acids. NCBI's taxonomy places the organism in Eukaryota, Viridiplantae, Streptophyta, Magnoliopsida, Asterales, Asteraceae.